Racocetra persica is the source of this 2361-nucleotide messenger RNA. The record is from the annotation of a GenBank genome assembly. NCBI's taxonomy places the organism in Eukaryota, Fungi, Glomeromycota, Glomeromycetes, Diversisporales, Gigasporaceae.
GUAAGAAAGGAUGCCAUGAACGCAAAAAAGGUUACUGAAACUUCCAACCUUAACGAUAAAGAAGCUAUGACCGAUAUCAAAAAAACCGAAAAUCUUAAUAUUGAUCAACAAGAACCUUCAGAUGAUUACAAAAGAUUCGCUAAAAAAGAAUCAAAGAAACAAAAGCCACCUCCAAUAUUACCUCCACUAGAAGAUCAAAGUAGUUGGCCGGCUCCUGCGGAAGUUUUGAUCAAAGAUAAAGAAAAGGAACAAACUGAAACUUCCGAAAAGAAGCAAUCCAUUGAUAUCGGGACAAAAGAUAGUCCAAAAAGAGGUAAAGGUAAAUGGAUUAAGUAUACUCCAAUAAUCACACAUAAUGCACCAUUACCAAGUCAUGAGAGGUCAAAACCUCGGCGCCGUAGUGAAGAUCAUACCGGUCUUCGUGAACGUAAAUCUAGCGAAAAAGUCAUAAAUUCUGAAGUGACAACUCCAACGGUGCAAAAUCAUAAUCAUAAUACGAAUAGACGUCGCGCAAGUGUACCUCCACCAUCUAGAGAAUAUGGUCGUCGUUAUUCACAACAUGGUGACAAUAAUGUCGGUCAUCAUUCACAUUCUAAUAGUGGACCGCCGUUUCGUGGGGGUCGUAGGGGAGGAAGAGGUCGAUCAUACAAUAGUACACGCGGACCUCCUCGCUCGGUAACUUUACCUUAUGCAUCAACAACAGGAUACGUUCAGCAAUAUGUCAGUGUAUAUGGAACAAAAAUGGAUUCAGAAGGCUAUGUACCAGUUUCUUUAUUAGCAGGAUUUAAUAGGGUGAAAGCUUUAACAAUGGACAUUGAACUUGUCCGUGAGGCACUGCUUAAUAGUUAUAUUGUUGAGGUUAAUGAUGAUAAAGUUAGAAAGCGCGAAGGGUGGGAAUCUUGGUUACUACCAAAAUACAAAAUGGGUGAACAUGAUAAUGGGCACACUAAUAACGUACAAACAAUGUCAGAAUCUACCAGUCAACACUAUGAGGUCCACAUGAAUGAAAGUAUUCCUCCAAUAGAUGAAGAUGAAAACAAAGAAAAUGAGGAAAUGCCUACAAUUCCUGAGGGUCUCUCUGAAAAUGGUUCUGCCAUCACAAAUCCAUGGAUUCUUCAUACUAAAAAACGUCGUACAUUAUCGUCACCAACAUCUCCUAAAGUGACUCCAAAAUCAUCCCGUGACAUUCCAAAACCAACUUCAACUGGUGAUGAUGAACUUUUUCAACUUGAUGAAGAUUGGGCUGGCGAUUCAAGAAAUAAUACUAAAAGAGACAAAAGUCAUGUCCCUUUUGAAAGAAAGGCAAUGAACGAUGAGAUUGCAGAAAUGAUAAAUGAAGGUUUAUAUAGAUAUGAACACGAUUUACAAAAACAAAAGCGUGUUAGUGGGACACGAAAAGUGGAUAUUAUUAGUGAAGAACAAUUUACUUCAAUAGUUUCAUCUACUAAAUCAAAAGAGGGGUUAUCCAAUUCAAACAAUUCAGGGGUCAACCUAUCGAGUAAAGUUGUCACAACUGAUAAUUACACCAAAGGCAAGAAAAAGUCUACGCGCUUUUGGCCUGUUAAGGGUGCGCAAGAUGCAGUUGGCUGGAUUCUUGGUGAUCAACCUUACCAUCCACAAGAAGGCACUUCACCAGCGAGCCUAUCACUCUCACCUUUAAGUCAUACUAAUGGCACGCCAAAUAAUUGCUCGGAACAACUAUCCUCAUCCGUUGAUAUUGCACGAUCAUUUCCAGUUUUUCAACAUCCCAGUCACGAACUCUUGCGCGAAAAUGGGUUUAUUCAACAUAAAUAUUAUAAAUAUCAUGCUAAAGCUUUGAAAGAACGUAAACGUCAAGGAAUCGGCCAGUCUCAAGAGAUGAAUACCCUCUUUCGAUUCUGGUCACAUUUCUUACGUGAACAUUUCAACAAACGAAUGUAUUCCGAGUUUAAGAAAUUUGCAGUUGAAGAUGCAAACUCUAAUUAUCGUUAUGGUCUUGAAUGUUUAUUCCGAUUUUACUCUUAUGGUCUUGAGAAAAAAUAUCGGCAAGAUCUAUUUGAUGAUUUUCAGGAAUUAACUUUGUCAGACUGCGAAAACGGGCAUCUUUACGGACUUGAGAAGUUUUGGGCUUACUUGUUUUAUAGGAAAGACAAGAAUAAGAGAACAGUGGAAGUAUGCGAGAAGCUUAAUAAAUAUUUAGACAAAUAUCAGAAUAUUGAUGACUUUAAAAGUGCUUAUAAGACCGAGCGGGCUCAAUUAACAAAUAAUAAUUGCGCAACUCCACAUCUUAGUCAUCGUGCUUCACCAGCCUCACCUUUAACACCUUAUUCUGUUAUUUCGGCUGAUAACUUUCCUCCAUUAGCUGUAACAGCAUUGCGAUAA